AUGCCGCCACCAGCCUGGGACAUAAACUUCCCGCACAUCCGGGACGCCAUUCUCGACUAUGUGCUCGAUGAGCCAGAUGACGAGACGAUCAGAGCCUUGCGGGCUGUAAGCCGCAACUUCUCCGACAACAUCGACAGUCGCAUUGCCAAGCACGCGGUCUAUGUCCUAGACCCUCCGGACGUUUACACCUACAUCGGCCGAGUACGACUUCCGUUCGGCAACGGAGAGCUCGAGGAUCGAACCCGUAUCCUGGACGUGCGCCCCGGCCGCUGUCUCUACCACGGCAUGAGCCCGUCAAAGAUACUCCCCGUUCACUUCAGAAACCUGCAAUACGCCCGAGUGCUCAACGCAAACUGUGAACGCAUCCUGCUGAAUCUCAUCAGUGUCAACCCUGGCUUGACAGUCAUUUACGCCGCUCUCCAGGCGGCGUUUCGCGCGAAUAAGCCCGUCGGAAACAACUCUCUCGGCACCGUGCGGACCAUCACUGUCCUUCCCCUCAACAUGGGUUACGCCGCGAUUCCAACCACACCUGAACCGCAAACACUACUCGAGGCUCGGGCGGUGUUUGCCUUCGUGCAGCAGACGAGUGCGGAUACACACGAUGAGGUCAUUUAUCAUUACAAUUCCUGGGCGAACAUCAAGAAGGUUGGGGUCCAGUACUGCGAGAACGAUGUGCGACAAUGUACGCUUGCGGGGCCCUCGACGACGGAGUGGGGGUUCAGUGACGAAGCGGAAGUCUUUGACCGCAUGACGGUGCAUUACUACGACAACAAGAGGAGACUGGACCAUGGGCCUCAGGUGCGGCGUAUCAGUUGGUGGGAGUGGAAGCAGGAGCUGUCGGCGGACGAGUGGGAGCUGAUAGCGUCUAUCCCGGACCACCCAUAA
Messenger RNA from Trichosporon asahii var. asahii CBS 2479, 885 nucleotides. RefSeq lists its product as uncharacterized. The record is from RefSeq and is a predicted model, not a curated record. The coding region runs from base 1 to 885 and encodes 294 amino acids. Lineage: Eukaryota; Fungi; Basidiomycota; Tremellomycetes; Trichosporonales; Trichosporonaceae. The transcript has a single exon.